AAGAAGAAGUGCCUCAGAAUAAAAAUGGCGGAGACUGGUAAACGUGAAGUUGAUUUUGCUGACAGAAAUGAAACUGAUACUGCUAAGGCCAAACGACUAAAGAAUGACCCGAAUAGUGACCAAGAUAAUCACAAUGAAUCAGCAUCUGCAAAUCCUUUGUUCGGAUUUAAAACAACAACGGUUCUGCGGGACUCUGCACGGGAGAAAAAUAUGUUCAUACACGGAAAGUUGAACGACCAGGAUGCGGUCAUCAUUCUGGAGAAGACCCCUAUCAGGGAAGACACCCUGUUGGAGAUUUUCAAUGGCUCCAGACUGAAAUUGGACAUGAGGAAUGAUAUCUACAGCACGUAUCAACUCCAACCCCCUGCUCAUUUGAAUGAGAUGAAGACCACAGUGGUGUGUCCGGCCACAGAGAAGCAUGUGAAGAAAUACCUGCGCCAGGAGACCUACUUGGUGCAGGAGACUGGGGAGGACUACCGCUCUAUCACCCUACCUUACAUUCAGAGUCAGAGCUUCAGUGUACAGUGGGUCUACAACAUCUUGGAGAAGAAAGCGGAGGCAGAGCGCAUCGUUUAUGAGGACCCAGACCAGGACGUCGGCUUUGUCCUGCUCCCAGACUUCAAGUGGGAUCAAAAGCAGUUGGAUGACUUGCAUUUGAUUGCCAUCGUUCAUCGAAGGGACAUCAAAAGUUUGCGAGACCUGACAGCGCUGCAUCUGCCAUUGCUGACUAACAUCCGCAAGAAGGGAGAGGAGAGCAUUCUGAAGCGGUACGCUGUGGCAGCCAGUAAGCUGAAGGUGUACCUCCACUACCAACCGUCCUACUACCACCUCCACAUCCACUUCAAUGCCCUGAGCUACGAGGCCCCGGGCUGCGGGGUGGAGCAUGCCCACCUGCUUUCGGACGUCAUCCAGAACCUCCAGGCAGACUCCCAGUACUACCACAGUCGCUCCCUCUCCUUCCCCCUGCGGGCUGACCAAGGCCUGCUCAGCAAGUUCAAGGAUGCUGGCAAGUUGUAGUGUCUAGACGCCCAAACACGACAAUACUACUAUGGAAGGACCUCAGAGGGAUGAACACGUUGGGAAUGGUGGUGGUUUGGAACUCUGGCCUUUUCACAAUUGAAUUUGCUAAAAUCCUGUAUCUUCUCUUCUCCGUCCUCUCUCGACCUCCUUUUUAAAAAGGUCAUGGAGAGGCAGCGAAGAGAGGUAAAUGUGGAUGAAAAUAUGCUUGUAUGAAAUUACUCCUCCACUCGCGUGUUGCAUGAAUGACGUUUACAGGGGUAAAUCUAAAAAUACAUGUGGUAAGUGAUAAAGACAAAGUUAGUUGUGCCAGACAUUUUAUAGAUAAAAUGAUAAGUAGCAUAUUGAUUUUCAACGUGUGCAUGCUUUUCUCCUCAGAAAAAACUAACGCUGAUUCAAAGCGGGUUUGGCAGAUUUCAGAACUCUUCCACGAAGGACUUGCAUGUUUAUCCUCGCCUAUUAACGAAUUGACAUCUCCUCAACCACUUAUCGGGUUCCUGGUCAUGGAGGAGAGAGGGUGGAGGACAGACUUUUUCCCAAAUGAGAAAAGGCCAUAAAUGUCCGUCACUUUGACAUUCACUUACAAACCAAAAAUCAGUAUUAGAAAAUAUUCAUGCAGAUUUUGUUUUCUAAUAAUUUAGCCAGAUACUAUACAUACAGUGCCUUCAGAAAGUAUUCAUACCCCUUGAUUUAUUCUACAUUUUGUUACAGCCUGAAUUCAAAAUUGAGAAAAGAAGUCUCACCCAUCUACACACAAUAGCCCAUAAUGACUAAGUGAAAACAGUUUUUUUUUUUAAACAACAUUUUUGCAAAUGUAUUUCAAAUGAAAUGCAUCUCAUUUAUAUACGUAUUCACACCGCUGAGUCAAUACAUGUUAGAAUCACCUUUGGCAGUGAUUAUAGCUGCGAGUCUUUCUGGGUACUUUUCCAAGAACUUUGCCCACUUGGAUCGUACAAUAUUUGCCCAUUAUUAUUUUCUGAAUUCUUCAACCUCAAGUUGGUUGUUGAUCAUUGCUUGACAACCAUUUAAGUCUUGCCAUAGAUUUUCAAGCAUAUUUAAGUGAAAACUAACUCAGCCACUCAAACAUUGUGUCUUGGUAAGAAACUGCAGUGUAGACUUGGCCCUGUGUUUUAGGUUAUUGUCCUGCUGAAAGGGGAAUUCACCUCCCAGUCUGGUGGAAAGCAGACAACCAGGUAUUCCUCUAGGAUUUUGCCUGUGCUUAGCUCCAUGAUGUUUUUAUUUUUUAUCCUGAAAAACACCCCACUCCUUAACGAUUACAAGAAUACCCAAAACAUGAUGAAUCCACCAAUAUGCUUGAAAAUAUUGAGAGUGGUACUCAGUAAUAUGUUUGGGGCAAAUCCAAUACAACACUUUAUAUUCUGGACAAAAAAUGAAUUGCUUUUCCACAUUUUUUGGCACUAUUACUUUAGUGUCUUGUUGCAAACAGGAUGUAUGUUUUUGGAAUAUUUUUCAUUCUGUACAGGCUUCCUUUUCACACUCAAUUAGGUUAGUAUUGUGGAGUAAAUACAAUGUUGUUGAUCCAUCCUCCCUGUUCUCUUAUCACAGCCAUUAAACUCUGUAACUGUUUUAAAGUCACUAUUGGCCUCAUGGUGAAAUCCCUGAGCGGUUUCCUUCCUCUCCGGCAACUGAGUUAGGAAGGACACCUGUAACUUUAGUGACUGCGUGUGUUGAUACACCAUCCAAAGUGUAAUUAUUAACUUCACUAUGCUCAAAGUAAUAUUUGAUGUCUUUUUUUUUACCCAUCUACCAAUAGGUUCCCUUCUUUGUGAGGCAUUGGAAAACCUCCCAGGUCUUUGUGGUUGAAUCUGUGUUUGAAAUUCACUGCUCGACUGAGGGACCUUACAAUUAUCUGUAUGUGUGAGGUACAGAGAUGUAGCCAUUCAAACAUCAUGUUAAACAUUUAUUGCACGGAGUGAGUCCAUGAAAUUUCUGUGACUUAAGCCAAAAAAAAUGCUCCUGAAAUUUAGGCUUCCCAUAACAAAGGAGUUGAAUACUUAUUGACUCAAGACAUUCAAGCUUUUAAUCUUUACCCCCCAAAAAUUAAAUUCAGGCUGUAACACAAUGUUGAAAAGUCAAGGGGUGUGAAUACUUUCUGAAAGCACUGUAUUUGUUUCUCUGUAGCCUAUAGAUUAUUUUGUCCUGAGGAUUGAGGAUUGAGGUUCAACUGUAGUUGUACUGUAUUGCCUUGGUGGAUUCAGAAUUUGCAGUUGCUCAUUUUUUGUUAAACUUUUUUAAAAUAUAUUUGUUGAACAGAAAUAAAGAAUUGUACAACCAUU
Molecule: messenger RNA, 3314 nt
Organism: Oncorhynchus kisutch (coho salmon)
Lineage: Eukaryota; Metazoa; Chordata; Actinopteri; Salmoniformes; Salmonidae
Gene: dcps
Product: decapping enzyme, scavenger
Exons: 6
Coding region: 25-1017 (330 amino acids)
Biological process (GO): deadenylation-dependent decapping of nuclear-transcribed mRNA
Cellular component (GO): nucleus; P-body
Molecular function (GO): hydrolase activity; RNA 7-methylguanosine cap binding
Source: RefSeq, a predicted model, not a curated record